GGAGCUGUCGUUGAUUUUCGCAGCCAUAUAAAAUGAGUCUCUCCAGCUUGCAGGGACAGCUCCAGGUGCCCAGCCACGAUGUGGAUACUCGUGCCAGUGGCUUUUGCAGGAAAGCUGUUGAAUGUUUUCAGACAGCAGCUGAGUUCCAUGUGGUGGACCCUGGUCCCGCUGUUCUUCUGGCUCAAGGCAACAUUUUGGUUGGCCGGUCCCCACAGGAGACAGCAGAAGCAGCAGGGUAAGGAAUCAAAAGAUGAGAAGCAAGAAGCAAAAGAAGAUCUGCCCACUACUCCCACCAGUGUCAACUACCACUUCACACGUCAGUGCAACUACAAAUGUGGCUUCUGUUUCCACACGGCCAAAACGUCCUUUGUCUUGCCCCUGGAGGAGGCCAAGAGAGGGCUGCUUUUGCUUAAGGAUGCAGGUAUGGAGAAGAUAAACUUUUCAGGAGGAGAACCAUUCCUUCAUGACCGAGGAGAAUACCUCGGCAAGCUGGUAAAGUUCUGCAAAGUGGAGCUACAGCUACCUAGUGUCAGCAUCGUGAGCAAUGGAAGCCUGAUCCGAGAGAGGUGGUUCAAAAAUUAUGGUGAGUAUUUGGACAUUCUUGCUAUCUCUUGUGAUAGCUUUGAUGAGCAAGUGAAUGUCCUUAUUGGUCGUGGUCAAGGAAAGAAGAACCAUGUUGAAAAUCUUCAAAAACUGAGGAAGUGGUGCAGGGAUUAUAGAGUGGCGUUCAAGAUAAACUCCGUCAUUAAUCGAUUCAAUGUGGAAGAGGAUAUGAACGAACACAUUAGAGCAUUAAACCCUGUCCGCUGGAAAGUCUUCCAAUGCCUGAUAAUCGAGGGUGAGAAUUCUGGCCCGGAUGCUCUGAGAGAAGCAGAAAGGUUCGUCAUUAGUGAUGAAGAAUUUGAAGGGUUCUUAGACCGCCACAAAGAGGUUUCCUGCUUGGUGCCUGAAUCUAACCAGAAGAUGAAAGAUUCCUACCUUAUUCUGGAUGAAUACAUGCGCUUUCUGAACUGUAGAAAUGGACGGAAGGACCCUUCUAAGUCCAUCCUGGAUGUUGGUGUAGAAGCAGCUAUAAAAUUCAGUGGAUUUGAUGAGAGGAUGUUCCUAAAACGAGGAGGGAAAUAUGUAUGGAGCAAAGCAGAUCUGAAGCUGGACUGGUAAAGCCGGAAGUGGAAGAAGCCUCUAGCCCAUCUGGAGGACACUAUUACCCAGGCUCAAAGUGUGGCUGUCAUCAUCAGCAAUACUAAGUGUUGGCCUUUCUUGGUUGUCAGGAACUGGAUUUUCUGUUAAACGUGACAUUUGGUUAUCUGUGGCAACUGAAGACUUAAGUAACUGGGAGAGUUAAAAUCCGUAGAUGAUGCAAGAACGUUGGCUUCAGUUAAACAGCUUAUUAUCUUAUUGCUAUUGAAAAAGCACCCCAGUUCUGGUACUUGAUUUACGUAAAAGAAGAAAAGUAAGAAGCACAACAAAAGCCUAGAUGAGCUACCUGUGUGCAGAUUUUAUAACCCAGUUCAAAGAAAUAAGCUAAAAUGAUAUUUGUAGAGUAAAUAUGUAAUCUGGAUUUGAUUUUUGUAAGCCACGCCCACUGUGAUCUCAGGAUUCCAGUUUGGAAGUACUGUUUUUCCAGUUUAUUCCUUUGAUACAGUCAGUUCUGUUCUGGUACAUAUUAUCGAGAUGCCAGUUUUCACAUCUGGAAAAAUGGCAAAAUCUCUUCUCUGUUUGUUUCUUUUUACUGUACCACACAGAAACCCUGGUGGCGUAGUGGUUAAGCAUUAUGGCUGUAAUCAAAAGGUCGGCAGUUCAAAUGCACCAGGCACUCCUUGGAAACUCUAUGGGGCAGUUCUACUCUGUCCUAUCGGGUCGCUACGAGUCGGAAUCGACUCGAUGGCAACGGGUUUGGUUUUGGUUCCUUUUUUACUGUACCACACGUUCCUUUUCUGCCUUUAUACUAUUGUAGCCUUUGACUUUUUACCCAGAAGUUUAGGAAUAAUCAACAGAUGUCUCUAACGGUAACGAUCUUACCAGCCUUCAAUGGGAUACAAAGAGGGGAGGAUAGGCGUAAAGAUGCUUUGGCUUGGUCCCUGCCCACCAUGACAAUUCAAGGAAUGCUGGUAAUCUUUGUUACUCCCCUUUCUCUUCAGAAGUUCUUACCAAACCAUGUUUUACAUUGUGUGAUGAAGCUGACAUGGGGUCAGUCAUUGGAUUAUUACGUGAACCUAUUAUUCAAGACACAUGAGUCUGACAACAAAAACAUGAGUUUAUUUGAGUAGAUCAUUGUCACUGUAACUCUGAUAAAUGACAGUGUUAUGAGUGGGCACGUGCUGUUCUAAGAAGCACCGAAGAAUCCUGGGAAAGAAUGCAGUGGAGAGUAUAGAAUAUAACUGGAUUUUAUGUAAAUAAAGCAUGGCACAAUUUAACAAUUCUCAAUUAACUCUGAAUCAAUUGAAAACCAAACCAAAACUGAACCCACUGCUGUCGAGUCGAAUCCGACUCAGCAACCUUUUAGGAUGGAGUAGAACUGCUCCAUAGAGCUUCCAAGGCUGUAAAUCUUUUAUGGAACCAGGCUGUUACAUCUUUCUCCCACAGAGCGGCUCGGGGGUUCCAACUGCAGACCGUUUAGUUAGCAGCUGCGUACUUAACUACCGAGCCACCAGUGCUCUCUGAAUCAAUUGAAACAAGGUAUAAUCUAGGUCAACGUGAAAAGGACCAGUGCUGCCUUUUUCUAGCACCGAAGAAAGAGCGCUCAGGAGAAACGUAACUUAAACUGGGUAAGGGGGAAAAAAAAUCCUAUUGUGGUAGAAAUAUCACAUACAGUUUCUUUAUGUAACUUAGUAUCUCAAGUAAUAGUUUCCUAUCAUUGUUGUAAAAAAAGCAAAAUCAUGGAAUGUUUUUGGCCCAGCAAGAAAACAGCAAAUUUUAAUUAAGCUGCAAUUCCAGUAUGGAUCACUAGGUGGCAUUUCAACGUCAGAGUCACUGAGCCAUGCAAAAAUUUUGCUUCAUAACCUGUCACAAUAAGAGAUAUUUUCAGGGUUUCAUGAUUUUGAAAGGUUUAGUUUUUGCAAUUUUUUGUUAGAAAAGAUAUUACUGCAGCACUGUUUAGGUCACCAUAAUUGAAUUGAAAAGUGUUUGCGACCUAUGUAAAAAUAGGAUAGGUUGUCCUGUAUUAUCCGUUGUAUUUUAAGAAAAGAGAAGAAUGCAUUAGAAAAAAUUUCUUCUAUGGGCAUUGAUAAUCUCUAAGCACUGAUGGCCUUCAUGUUGUCAGCAUCAACACAAAACACAUUUUUAAAAUUAAUACCUCUUCUUUCUUGAAAUGAGUGAAACUUGCUACUCACAUUAUUCAAUGAGAAAGGAAACUUAACAAAUGAAGAUCAUUUAUGUGAAAGCACUGAAAACAUUGUCAGAUAUACAGUAGAUUCUCAAUUAAUGUUAUUUGAAACCAAAUCUGAAUCUGAAAUUCCAAUCUUUUCAAUUUGAAUAUAUUUUCCUUUAGUGAAAGAAAACCACAAUUUUCUUUCCCUAAAGAGAAAUAUGGAGCCCUCCUCGUGCAGUGGUUAAGAGUUUGGCUGCUAACUGAAAGGACAACAGUUCAAAUCCACCAGCCGCCCCUUGGGAACCCCAUGGGGCAGUUCUACUCUGUCCGAUAGGGUUGCUAUGAGUUAGAAUGAACUUGAAGGGGAUAGGUUUGUUUUGCUUGUUAAGGAGAAAUAUGAAACCAAAAAACAAAAACCUGAACUUAAGAAACAAGCUAUUUUUAAUUCAUUUUCCAGCUAUUUUAUCCACUACCACUUUUCCCCACCCCACCGCCCCUUUGCUUAUUCACUGUCAAGAUUUGGCCUUAACGUUUAAAAUAUUCAAAUGUUUAUUUUUCUUGGGGGGCGGGUAUAAGGAAUUUUAGCAUUAGUGUAAAAUUCAAAUUUGGCUUAUAUAGCAUUUUGUUUUAUUUUUUCCAUUUUAAAUAUGAGAGUUAAGUUUAUGAAAUACAUUUCUUUUUACUGGGAAAACAAAGGAUAAUUUUAACUGAGGUAUCUCAAUUUAAGUGUUGGGGCAAAUGUUUUGUGGUGAUUUUAAUUAUUGUUUAAGUUUAUAUCAUAAUAACGUGAGUGAUAUUUUGUCUCAAGGAGUCUAGCAAGAUCAGAUAUUAUUAAUAAUAUAUUGGUUUAAAAAAGUACCAAUCAUCUCUAUUGGAAGAAAUACAGCCAGAGUGCUCCUUGGAAGCAAGGAUGGCGAGACUUCUUUUCAAGCACUUUGGACAUGUUAUCAGGAGGGGCCAGUCUCUGGAGAAGGACAUCAUUCUUGGUAGAGUGCCAGUGAAAGAGAGGAAGACCCUCAACGAGAUGGAUUGCCACAGGACCUGCAACAAUGGACUCAAAUAUACCAAUGGUUGUGAGGGUGACGUAGGACCCAGCAGUGUUUCGUUCUGUUGUACAUAGGGUCGCUAUGACAGUUGCCUAUUUUCUUUCACAUUUAAGGAUGAGUGAGACUAUUGUGGCUGAAUGAUCUGAAAUGUGGGCCAGGUUUUUUCUCUGUCUGGAGUUCAGAGCCUAGCUACUGGGGAGAUAGAGUCGUGGCAUGAAAACUACUGAACAAGGUAUUACCAUGGCUCUAUUAGGCAAUAAUUCAUUCAGUAUGCUACCGUCUUGACAAAAGGCCUCUGUUUAAUCAGUUGUGAUUGAUAGGGACAAAUUAUGCUAGAAGGUUUUAAGGCUUCGACUUGAGUGUGUAGAUGAGCUCUUAGCUUUUAGGGAAAUAUAUAUAUAUUUCUGUGUGUGAUGCUCUUAUAUAUUAAAAUAUUUUUUUGUACGUCUUCUCUCUAAGUGGCGUAUUUAAAGAAGCCUUUCCUUGGUGUGUGCUUAAAGUAAUUGUAUGUUUUUACCAACUGCCAUUGCUAAAGGCAAGUACACUUUAAAAAUCAAAAAUGUUAUCAAUAAUUAAUAAGUGUACUUCAGACAACUUGGCAACAAGAUUGAGGGGGAAUGAGCCACUGGGGAAAAUACUCUUUUUAUUCUAAAACGAAAGCCAACCUCUUGCACACCCAGCAACCGAAAACCUGAUCAUCUCAGAAAGAAUUCAUUCCUGGUUCUGGUGGGCAGGUGGCAGCAGUAAUAGCACCUCAGCCCUUGUUAUGAGUAGCAGUAGGUGUACCAUUCUGAGACCACCUUAGUCAGCAGCGCAAGACCAGGACAGUCAGUGCUAAGGUGAGUUAGACCAACUGAUUCAGAUAUGGUCCUUGUGAAGCUAGUGUCCUGAUUCUGGCGUUGUUCCAAUAAUAGUACGUGGCCAGAAGGGGUUCUCCAGGUUAUGGAAUGCCAGGGUAACAAGAGGUUCACACUGCAACUCUGAAGCCAGUCAGGCUAACUCUCCAACACAUGUAUCUGUCUGUGUAAGUGAACAGUCCACACUAAAGGAGGUGUCAAGUUCCCAGCCAACCACGUGGUCUGAGGACUUUAGAAGACUCACUGAUGGUAGGGAAACAAGGUUGGCUACAAAGAAGGGUCAACAUAGGAUCCUGGACUUAUGUGUUGAUCCAACAAAAGAGGGGCAGGCAUCUGAUAGCACAGUGUUCCAUGCAGUACAGAGUAUGUUCUAGCACCCCAGUUUCUAGCUGUCCAUUCCAUCCCCGACUCAUUAAAUGAACCCGGCUGGCCCUGCAAGCUGCUGGUGAGAGCAUGUAAGUAGGGCAUGCUUUCCCUUCCCUCCCUGCUGUUCCUCAGAUUCCUCUUCCCUGGCUCUCAGAACACAGGACUCUACAUUCCUGGCUCCAGUGUCCACCUCGUGCCCCGCUGACUCAAACAUCAGGCCCUGACAUACUGGUCCUCUGCAGACACGGAGCAUUCCCACAGACAUGAUUCUGAGCUUGACCGCUGAUUAUAAACACUCCUUCAAGAAGGACUUGACCCUCCCCCUUUUUCCUUUUCCAUCCCAGAUACAUGUCAACAUUGAAUGCCCUUUCCAGGAGACCGACAUCAAACACAGAACCUUGAAGACAGUGAAAGAGACACAAGGGGCAGCAUGAGGCCUCAAUAAUUAUGGCUGGGCUGCUGACAGCUCUGUUUGAAUGCACAACUCAAUUUCAAGUCCCCUGCUGAUAUUGUGUCCUAUCUGAGUCAAAAAAAAAAAAAAAUGAAGAAGAAA
Loxodonta africana (African savanna elephant) is the source of this 6132-nucleotide messenger RNA. It is a transcript of the gene RSAD2, whose product is annotated as radical S-adenosyl methionine domain containing 2. Bases 79 to 1161 code for a protein of 360 amino acids. The transcript is spliced from 6 exons. The record is from RefSeq and is a predicted model, not a curated record. NCBI's taxonomy places the organism in Eukaryota, Metazoa, Chordata, Mammalia, Proboscidea, Elephantidae. Gene Ontology annotation, molecular function: 4 iron, 4 sulfur cluster binding; catalytic activity. Gene Ontology annotation, biological process: positive regulation of immune response; defense response to virus. Gene Ontology annotation, cellular component: endoplasmic reticulum; endoplasmic reticulum membrane; lipid droplet.